AUCGUGUGGGAUUUAUAAAACAGAUCCCGAUCUGUGUGCGAGGUUAUUCGUCGAGCAAAAAGCAAGCCGUUAAUAACCUGAUAAUCAACGAUCCAUUAUAGCGACCGAGCUGUGUUAGUAGUACGCGUGUUUGUGUCUAGCAGAAACCCUAUAUCCGGCCUGUAAAACUGAACUCAUCUAGGAUUGGGACCGCGAUCUAAACGGAUCCUUCAGUUUCUGGCCUCCUCUGCUUCAGAGGCCCAUGGAGAAGAUGAAGCGGUUUAAAAGGCGUUUGUCACUCACGCUGCGCGGCAGCCAGACCAUUGACGAAUCCCUGUCUGAACUCGCCGAGCAGAUGACCAUUGAGGACAACAGCAAUAAGGACAGUGAACCCAUAGUGAGAAAUGGACGACCGCCGUCUUCCCACAGCAUGCACUCGUUCCUGCACCAGUACACGGGCUCGUUUAAGAAGCCUCCUCUCCGGCGUCCUCACAGCGUUAUUGGUGGCAGUUUGGGUUCCUUCAUGGCCAUGCCACGCAACGGUAGCAGACUCGAUAUCGUCCAUGAGAAUUUGAAGAUGGGAUCAGAUGGUGAGAGUGAUCAGGCAUCGGGAACAUCAUCAGACGAGGUGCAGUCACCCACAGGGGUGUGUCUGCGCACCAGAAAUCAUCGUCGCAUAUCCAUGGAGGACAUAAACAAGCGCCUGUCUUUACCCGCUGAUAUUCGGAUUCCUGACGGAUACCUGGAGAAACUGCAGCUGAGCAGUCCACCCUUCGACCAGCCGCUCAGUCGGCGCUCACGUAGGGCCUCACUGUCAGAAAUCGGCUUUGGGAAACUAGAGACCUACAUCAAACUGGACAAGCUUGGAGAGGGGACGUAUGCUACAGUUUUUAAAGGAAGGAGCAAACUCACAGACAACUUGGUAGCUUUGAAAGAGAUCCGGUUAGAACAUGAAGAAGGAGCACCGUGCACAGCCAUUAGAGAGGUGUCAUUACUAAAGGACCUGAAGCACGCCAACAUCGUCACUCUUCAUGACAUCGUUCACACGGAAAAGUCCCUCACCCUCGUUUUUGAGUACCUGGAUAAAGAUCUAAAGCAGUACAUGGACGACUGUGGGAACAUCAUGAGUAUGCACAAUGUUAAGAUUUUCCUCUUUCAGAUCUUGCGAGGGUUGGCAUACUGCCACAGGCGUAAAGUCUUGCACAGGGACCUGAAACCACAGAACCUCCUCAUUAAUGAAAAAGGAGAGCUCAAGCUGGCUGACUUUGGUCUAGCUCGAGCCAAGUCUGUUCCCACUAAGACGUACUCAAAUGAAGUGGUGACUCUGUGGUACAGACCUCCUGAUGUACUGCUCGGCUCUUCUGAGUACUCCACACAGAUCGACAUGUGGGGAGUUGGAUGUAUAUUUUACGAGAUGGCUGCAGGUCGGCCGCUCUUCCCAGGAUCCACGGUGGAGGAUGAACUACAUCUUAUCUUCAGACUACUGGGUACACCCACAGAGGACAACUGGCCUGGCAUCUCAUCUAUUGAAGAAUUCAAAUCCUACAACUUCCCCAAAUACAAACCACAGCCCUUCAUUAAUCAUGCACCCAGGUUGGACACUGAAGGAAUCGAGUUGUUGUUGUCUUUUCUUAAGUACGAGUCCAAGAAACGAAUAUCUGCUGAUGAUUCUAUGAAACACUCUUACUUUAAGAGUCUGGGUAUGCAAGUACACACACUGCCUGAAAAUGUGUCUAUAUUUACAUUAAAAGAAGUGCAGCUCCAGCGGGACCCUGGCUACCGGAAUUCCUCCUGCCCUGAGACAGGAAACAACAAGAACAGAAGACAGAGUAUGCUGUUCUAAACCUGGCUCUGAUGAACAUGCUCACACACACAAACACACACAACAGCAAACACACACAAGCACACAUACAAGCACAAACACACGAGGUGGAUCAGGAUGCAGCUCGUUCAGCAGUUCAUCUUGUACAGAAAUGAGACUCUGAUCUGUGUGCGAGUGUAAACGGUGGGUGUGGAGGCUGCAGCUCGUAUCCUUCCUUCUGUGUCCAGCAUGAUGCCAGUCUGACCUCUCGACCCACCUUCGCCUCAGCUUCAGGGCCGUGUAUCGGCCUUUCUCUGCUGUUGUGAUCGGACCGAGGGGGGGUGCUGUAAAGUGUGGGUAUAUAUGUGUGAGAAUGUGUGUGUAUUUAUUGGAGGUGGUUGAACUUUUUUUUGCUGCUAACCAACUACUGUCACAUUUUAACAUCCCCGCUUACAGGCAGUCCUGGUUGCUGCAGAUACAUCAGUGCUGCCAGCAGUUUAAAUUCUGUUGAUGUUCUUAUUGUUGCACCCUCAUUUAGUUUUUUGGAAUGUUGAUUUUAUGUCGUUUUCUCGUGGAAGCUGUACAGACUUCCCUCUCCAUUCCAAUCUCUGGAGCUCACUCCGACAUUUCAAAUGACCCCGAGCUCGUAGAAGAGUACCUCCUCUUCCUGUCUGUCAGUGAGCCGUGGACGAGCGAGUGCAGCUCUUUCAGGGAGCCGAAUUGGGGGAAAAAAGUUCAGCCAGAUGAGUGAUGAGAAUCACUAUAGCAUAACUGACUCGUAUGUAAACAGAAAAUAGAUUUUAUGGCUGCCCUAUACAACAAUGGACAAGCUGUAAGUGGGAGUUAAAAACACUGGACCAGCAGUAGUCACGUGGCAGAAAUGACUGAUAAUUUGACGUUCCUCUCCAAGCUCAGUGAAAACCUUCUGCCUGGACUGAAGUUUUGAAUUAUUAUUAUUAUUUUUUAUUUUAGAGAUUCUUCUUCUAACAUCAGUGACUGUACAAAAUGAAUUAUUUAGAUCUCCUAUGUAGCUUUGGGUGUGAAUGUCAGAGAUGGACUGCGUUUACAUGAACAGUAUUAAUCAGAUUCUAAUGUAGCUGUUAUUUGACUGCUAAUGCAAACACAGCAAUUCAGGCACAGACAAUUGUGCCUGUUUGGGCACCGGUCAGGUAGAUACCUGAUAGCACCUCCUGGGAUCCAAAAGUAAGUGCUUUAGGCUAGUAUGUUAGACCGUUGCACAACCUGAGCACCCAUAUCACUCACUGGCAUACACCAAUACACCAAUAGGACAGUUUACAGUAGCAAGUUCACAUACUGGCAUUUAUUUAAGAGGUGGGGAAAAACUAAAGUACCUGAAACAAAACAACAUAGAAAUGGGGAAAACAGUGGCAGCAAUUGGAUGAAAGAGCUAAAUUCAGGCCCCCAGGACCCUGGAGCUGUGAGGUACCAACAAUAUAUUAUGUACCACCAUGCCAUCAAUUUUCAAGCAUUAGGUUACUUAAAAAAAGAGUAAAAAUAUCUAGAAAGACAAGAAAAUUGCAAAUAUUUACAAUGUUUUCCAUCUUUUUGACAGUGCUCUUCUUAAAUGAAUGCAUACCUAUGUAUGAUAGGACAAUAAAAGUGUUGAGUUUAUCAGUUGGCUUUUACUAUCCACAAAUUUGUUCUAAAAAGCUUAAAACUGCAAAAGUGCAGGUACAAUUUUAGCUUCUGUAUAAUCUAAUUCAACUAGUAGCUUAGACAUCAUUAAAAGGCAGGUACACAUUUAGCAGCGGUGUAUCAGUCAUACAGUUGUACAUUUAUGUGCCAUGGACUCUUCCUUCCAAGCACACAAGUAUGUACAGUACUCAUUAUGUACAGUACUCAACUAUUUGUUUGAUUAUACCACUAGCACCGCUUGCUUAGAUUUUACCCAGAGCUGUAUCAGCUCCAGUUCAGUGGUGAUGUACAUACAGUGUGGGUGUACCAGAGUUCUUAAAACCUUGUCUCUAAUAAUGAUUUCUGGUGUUGAAUUGGCUUGUUUCCCCCAAAAAACAUGCAUAACAAGGGACUGGCCAAGCUAAAUUUGCUUUAGUUGUAAGUAAAUGUGUAAGUGUGUCAUAUCUUCAAUACACUGGAGCUGGUUAAGGGUGUGUUCCGGCUCAGCUCCCAGUGUUUUUGGGUGCUGUCUCCCAUCAUAACCCAGAUUGGAAAGAAGUAGUCAUUAAAAACAAAACCAUAAACAUGAGUAAGGAAUGAAUAUGUGUUUAAAAUACAUACCAAAUCAAAUGUGCUUGGAAAGCCACUUGAGAAAAAAGCCAACAGGUAGAGGAGUGUUUUUUAUUUAUGGAUGAUUGAUUCUAGAAAGGAAUAUAAAUGCUGAUUAUUAAUAGUCUACUGACAUACUUGUUUACUGGGCAAUUAUAAAAAAAAAUCAGUAGCACACUCACAAAAUCUGCUUUUCUUGGGUGCCAAGGUUGGUAAUUUGUCUACCCUGUAAUGUAUCUGUUUCCUAUAUUAGAUUACUAAUGUGCUUGUAAACCCAUGAAUGAAAUUACAGUAUUUGAAUUAUUCUGAACAUGUAAACGCAUUCUAUAGAGAGCAUGUGUGUAUGAGAACGGGAACGAAUGAUUAUGGAGAUCAGACUGUACAGAGCCGUGUUGCACCAGGUUUGUGAAGAUGAGUUAGUUUCAUUAACAGUAUUAAGAGAAUUUUACAUUUUACGAGUUACCUUUUGAUUUGUCUGUGAAUAAUGGUUGGUAUCUCAGUGUGGCAUGUUAAAGUCCAACUGUCUUACCUUUAUGCUUGAUUUAAUUUAGAAAAAAAUGUGUUUAAAAAACUAUACAGGAACAAAAACAUGUGGCUGCAUUGGAUGGACCAAUACUUUUUUUGUAUACAUGAAGAAAAAAUUCAAGCUGAGUUUUUAGAUUGGAUAAACUAUGUUGUUUUGAACUGACAGAUGUGUUGAUUAAUAUUGUAAUUUUGCAGUUGAUUGUCACUGGAACAGUGAGUGUAUGUGUGUACAGAUGCAUGAAACGCCCGUCACCCACCCGGUGUCUCGAGAAGCUCACCUCUGUGGAACACUCACACUCUCAGUUCAAACCUUCGACAGAAUUCACCAUUUAACUCUUUCUACUGCAGAUAUUUAUUUCUCUUAAUCAGUGAAGUAAACAUGGUCUGUUUCCUAAGGAA
Trichomycterus rosablanca is the source of this 4948-nucleotide messenger RNA. It is a transcript of the gene cdk17, whose product is annotated as cyclin dependent kinase 17. The coding region runs from base 242 to 1822 and encodes 526 amino acids. Gene Ontology annotation, cellular component: nucleus; cytoplasm. Gene Ontology annotation, molecular function: ATP binding; cyclin-dependent protein serine/threonine kinase activity. Lineage: Eukaryota; Metazoa; Chordata; Actinopteri; Siluriformes; Trichomycteridae. Gene Ontology annotation, biological process: protein phosphorylation. The record is from RefSeq and is a predicted model, not a curated record. The transcript is spliced from 17 exons.